Microsporum canis CBS 113480 is the source of this 756-nucleotide messenger RNA. RefSeq lists its product as hypothetical. Lineage: Eukaryota; Fungi; Ascomycota; Eurotiomycetes; Onygenales; Arthrodermataceae. The record is from RefSeq and is a predicted model, not a curated record. The transcript has 2 exons. Bases 1 to 756 code for a protein of 251 amino acids. Gene Ontology annotation, molecular function: phosphatidylglycerophosphatase activity.
AUGCCGCUGUUUAACACCAACAUCUCCGCCUUCAACGUGACGGCGACUGCGCUCCUGCGUAACCCGUCACUGCUCAUUCCACACCUCACCAUCCCGACCUUCCUGCAGCUACCAGACGAUCUAUCUUAUCAUCUUAUUGAUUCAGCUGCCCCAAAAGCUGCCGGUGCUCGGCCACCUACCAUUCGCGCCCUCGUCAUUGACAAAGAUAAUACCCUAACGCCACCUCACAAUACAGGCUUCCCCCAUGAAUACUAUGAGAAGUUACGUGCUUUACGUACCAGCGAGUCAUCACCUUUUAACAUGAUGACCAAUCCGGAUGGGAUACUCAUUGUUUCGAACACCGCGGGCUCGGAUCCGCGCUCCAAACACUUCGAGGAAGAUGCUGAUAAGAUUGAAGAAUCUCUGCGUAAAUUGAGGAUUAGAGUGUAUAGGUCCCCUGAGAGAAGGGCCGGGGCGCCAUUGGUGAAGAAACCGUUGUCGUAUAGCGCAGUGCUGAAGUUUCUGCUGGAUCGUGGGGUCGUGGAGAGGGCAGAGGAGGUAGCCAUUGUUGGUGACCGGGUGGGAACAGAUGUGCUUAUGGCCUCUCUGAUGGGGGCAUGGAGCGUCUGGACGAGAGACGGAGUGACUCAGGAUUUGGGCGGAAGGACUGGGAAGAACUAUCGUGGGAUGCUGGCAAACUCUACAGCGGAUGGGGGUGAAAGCUACUCUGCCAAAGCCAUGGCAGGACCUUUAGGCGUUUCCUCUACUAACCCGUAA